CCGCCUCCGCGGGCAAUAAAAUGACUCGCCGGACUCCAACGGUCAAAGGAAAUGUCCGGGAGCUCCAACCACUACUGUUCCUUACUGAAGCUCUGCUUCGACACCCGCAAUAAAAACCAAGCCAAGAAGCUUCAUUGUCUCAUCGUCAAGAGCUUGACCAUCCCCGAGACCAUCCUAUCCAACACCCUCGUCAAUGCCUACGCCAAAGUCGGCAAUCUAAAGUACGCACGCCGUGUGUUCGACCAUAUUCCGGAACGGAACCUCUUCUCCUGGAAUACCCUCCUUUCUGCUUAUGCCAAAUCGGGGGAUAUGACCAGGACGCGACAGGUAUUUGAAUCGAUGCCAAACAGGGAUGGAGUGUCGUGGAACUGUCUCAUUUCAGGGUAUGCGAACAGUGGGUUGGUGAUUGAGUCGGUGAAGGCCUAUAAUGAGAUGUUGAGAGGUGGGAUCGCGAAUUUGAACAGGAUCACCCUCUCGACGAUGCUCAUAUUGUCUUCGAGUAAGAAUCGUGUGGAUUUGGGCCGGCAGAUACACUGCCAUGUGAUAAAGUUCGGAUUUUGGGAGUAUGUGUUCGUGGGUAGCCCUUUGGUGGACAUGUACUCGAAAGCAGGAUUGAUUCACGAUGCAAAGAGGGUUUUUGAUGGCAUUCCUGAAAAGAACAUAGUCAUGUAUAACACAGUGAUGACAGGGCUUUUGAGAUGUGGGAUGGUCGAGGAGUCCGAGCACAUAUUUUGUGGAAUGAAGGAAAGAGAUUCGAUCUCAUGGACAACGAUGAUUACGGGAUAUAUCCAGAAUGGUUUAGAAAGAGAAGCUAUCGACUGGUUCAGAAAGAUGAGUUUUGAAGGCUUGGCAAUUGAUCAGUUUACGUUUGGGAGUGUGCUAACUGCUUGCGGGAGUCUGGUGGCUUUGGAAGAAGGGAGGCAAAUCCACGGAUAUGCAAUCAGGACUGAUCACACCGACAUUAUCUUCGUAGGUAGUGCUCUUGUUGACAUGUACUGCAAGUGUAAAAGGAUCACAUAUGCUGAACAGGUAUUCAGAAGAAUGACCAUUAAGAACGUUAUAUCAUGGACAGCAAUGCUUGUGGGGUAUGGUCAGAAUGGGUUGAGUGAGGAUGCUGUCAAGGUUUUCUGUGAUAUGCAGAAAGAUGGCAUUGAGCCGGAUGAGUUCACACUUGGGAGUGUGAUUAGCUCGUGCGCGAACCUAGCAAGCAUAGAAGAGGGUGCACAGUUUCAUUGUAGAGCCUUGACUUCUGGUUUUAUUUCAUUUUUGACAGUUUCAAAUGCUCUCAUCACCUUGUAUGGUAAAUGCGGAAGCAUAGAGGACUCUGAUCGGCUGUUCAAUGAUAUGAGUAUCAGGGAUGAGGUUUCCUGGACAGCACUUGUGUCAUGUUAUGCUCAGUUUGGCAAAGCUAAGGAGACCAUAGAUUUGUUUGGGAAGAUGCUGGCCCAGGGAUUGAAACCAGAUGCUGUCACUUUCAUUGGCGUUCUUUCAGCAUGCAGUAGAGCAGGAUUAGUUGAGAAAGGACAAAUAUAUUUUGAAUUGAUGGUCGAAGAUUAUAGAAUUACGCCGAUUGCUGAUCACUAUACUUGCAUGAUUGAUCUUUUUAGCCGAUCAGGAAGGUUGGAAGAAGCCAAAAAUUUUAUACACAACAUGCCCUUCCCUCCUGAUGCAAUUGGUUGGGCCCAGCUGCUGAGCUCAUGCAGACUUCACGGUAAUAUGGAAAUUGGGAAAUGGGCAGCUGAUUCACUAUUAGAAUUAGAGCCACAGAACCCAGCGAGCUAUGUGUUGCUCACAAAUAUCUAUGCAGCAAGAGGGAAAUGGGAAUUUGUGGCCCAAUUAAGGCAGGGUAUGAAAGAGAGAUCAAUAAAAAAGGAACCAGGAUGUAGUUGGAUUAAGUAUAAGAACAGAGUACAUAUCUUUUCAGCUGAUGAUCAAUCGAGCCGUCAUUCAGAACUUAUAACUGCUGAGCUGGACAAGUUGACUGCUAGAAUUAUAGAGGAGGGUUAUGUGCCAGACAUGAGUCCAGUUCUCCAUGACGUUGAGGAGUCAGAGAAACUGAAGAUGCUCAAUCGCCACAGUGAAAGGCUUGCAAUUGCUUUCGGAUUAAUAUAUAUUCCUUCAGGCCUCCCAAUACGCAUUUUCAAGAAUCUUAGAGUUUGUGGAGAUUGCCACAAUGCAACAAAAUACUUUUCUAAAGUCACUCAGAGAGAAAUAAUCGUGAGAGAUGCGGUUCGUUUCCAUCUUUUCAGAGAUGGAACAUGUUCAUGUGGAGAUUUCUGGUGAUAUCUUCUUGGUGUGAUAUUUGUUCGAGGGAUAAGACUACCUUUCAGGUUACGAUUAGGGACAGAGAUUUUGUUUUACAUGGA
Molecule: messenger RNA, 2366 nt
Organism: Rhodamnia argentea
Lineage: Eukaryota; Viridiplantae; Streptophyta; Magnoliopsida; Myrtales; Myrtaceae
Product: putative pentatricopeptide repeat-containing protein At1g68930
Exons: 1
Coding region: 52-2283 (743 amino acids)
Biological process (GO): RNA modification
Molecular function (GO): RNA binding; zinc ion binding; protein binding
Source: RefSeq, a predicted model, not a curated record